This is a messenger RNA of Cylindrotheca closterium, 720 nucleotides long. Lineage: Eukaryota; Bacillariophyta; Bacillariophyceae; Bacillariales; Bacillariaceae. The record is from the annotation of a GenBank genome assembly.
AUGAAGACCGUUCUUUUCGCUGUGCUUGCUGCUUCUGCUGCCGCCUUUGCACCACAAGGUGUUUCCAAGUCUUCCACUGCCUUGAAUGGCGCAAUGGAGGACCUGAAGGAAGUUGCUGAGAAGUCCAACCCUGUCUUGAAGUACUACGAUCCCCUUGAGUUGGCCACAAUUUCCAUCUGGGGACAAAGCAACGAAGCUUCAAUCGGAUUCUUGCGUCAUGCUGAAAUCAAACACGGACGUGUUGCCAUGGCUGCUUUCGUUGGUUACAUUGUACAAGCCAAUGGCAUUCACUGGCCAUGGAACAUGAUGACUGAUGGAACUCCGUUCCCAUACGAGGCUGGCUCUCCACCCGAGCAAUGGGAUGCUCUUCCAGAUGCCGCCAAGUGGCAAAUUCUUCUUUUCAUUGGAUUCUUGGAACACUUCUCUGAGUCCAAUGGAACUCACUACAUGAAAGGGGGGAUGCCUGGUGCUUUUCCCAAGUUCACCGAUUCACAAAAGAUCCCGCACCCUGUUCCAUUCAACCUUUUUGAUCCUUUUGGCUUCAGCAAUGGACGAAGUGAAGAAGCCAAGGCUCGGGGUCGCAUCGCAGAAAUUAACAAUGGGCGCUUGGCUCAAAUUGGUAUCCUUGGAUUUUUGGCUGAACAAAAGGUUGCAGGAUCUGUCCCUCUUCUUGAGGGUCUUGUUGCACCAUACACUGGAGAACCAAUGGCUCCAUUCUAA